AUGGACAAUCCCUCUCAGCCAUCAAUCGCUCAACUCCCUUACUCUUUCCCGCUUUCCCCACCGAGCUCAACGUCGCCCUCAGUGCCCUCGUCGCCCCGCCGCCCCUCUCGCCGUUCACAAAGCCCAGCCCACAUCCCGACGCACUCUGCGUACACCCGCUCCCGCUCACAUGCUUCAUCUAUCGCUGACGACGAUGGCUACCUUACCGAGCGGACCUCGCCCUCCGCCCGUAAACGCAGACGCACCGCUACCCGCGCUUUGACCCUGCCGGCCUCGCCUCCUGCCCCAAUCAAGCAUCAUGCACAUCAGUUGCAGCAUAUACGCGUUGAGCCACCAAAGCCCGUUCGUCCCCUGUCUCGCCGCUCCUCAGAGUCGUCGCUCUCGUCGCUCUCGUCGUCGUCUCCAAUUACCGAGAACGAUCACCAAGCCCAGGGUAUCGGCCGAAAGGUUGCUGCAUCCCUUCAGCUAUUCAAAGAGUCCUCACGCUCUCGGUCUGUGGAUGGGGAUGAGCAGGACAAGGUGGAUUUGCCUAUUGUUGAGUCGCCCACUUCCGUCAAAGAGGAACUAGACAUUGCAGAGCCUCAAUUCCACUUCGUUAAACGCUCGGAGUGGCCAGAUCGAGAGUCUGCUGCAUCACGUCGUGGAAAGAGCGCCGCCGGACCAUCAAAAGACCCGGAGCGAUCAAUUCAUGAACGCAAGCAUUCCUUUGUGCGAGACUCGGCUCUCGACGGUCUCACUCAGUGGCGCAAGGAUGUGAUAGAGCACGCAGGUUCUUCUACUUUGUCUAGAGGUAGGCGUCGAGAACGGAUGCCUGAUAUUGAUGCCAUAUCGCCGCGCUCCCGCGUUUAUCCCCCUUCCCCAUCUCCAUCUCGACCACCUGUCAAUCGUGUACCGUCAUCUUUGUCAAUACACAAUCUGUCAAUCCUCGAGCAAGACGGAGAAUAUGAUCAUCCGCCUCCUCCUGUAGAACCAGCCUCUCGUGGUAGGCCAUCACCUGAUGCCUCCAUGCUUGUCUCCCCUGAUGACGACGACGACGACGAGCAGAAACAUGAAAGGGGUCUUCAACGGGUGCGACCGGCCGACCCAUCCGACCAACUUGCACGUAUCGGGCAGUCAGAUGAUGACGGGGAUGUCCUCGCUAGUUCAUCCGAGUUACAUCUACCCCACAUCCCUCUUCGGCCGUUUCGGAACCAGGUCGGAGGACAUAGUGCCAUUUACAAGUUCACGAAGAGAGCCGUUUGUAAGCCUUUAGUUUCGCGGGAAAAUCUCUUCUAUGAGUCCGUAGAACGUGAAGCUCCUCCUUUGCUCGGUUUCAUUCCCCGUUACCUUGGCGUUAUGCUGGUCAGCUACCGCCGGGUGCCCAAAGGAGUGGCUGGUAAAAGCUCCGGUCCGCCAUCUCCGACGUCGACGAAGCACUCCCGUCCAUUGUUGAAGGGGGCUCCCAUGUCCACCCCGUUACACAAGCGUGACGUUUCGGUCUUCUCCACAGGUGACACUCCUCCGUACAACAAGACUUUCUCAGCCCUGGAGCGCCCAAGGACACUGGACCAUCUUGACGGCGUAGACGAACAAGAACCACUUUCAGCUGACCAGAAUGGGCACGGACCUACGGACAACAUCCAUCUUGAUGACUUUCCGUCUCCUGAUGACGCUGGUGGCGGUGACACUGAACCUGAGCCAGAAGCAGAAUUGCCUGAGGUGGCGCUUGACCGAAACCGGCACAUAAUUCCGGAAUACUUGCUGCGAAGCCGGCAUCGUUCGCUUUCGUACUCCAACAUCCAUCUCAGCGGGCGGUCCGCGUGCGCAGCGCGUCGUUUGAGUAGAUUGGGAUUGGAUGGUGCUACUGCGUCGAGUCCCGACCUGGGAAUUCCCGCCAGUCGGCCUACGUUGAAUCCUAGUGGUUUGGCGGUGACGAGGCCCAGUCCGUUGUCCUGUCAUUCUCCAUCCAGUCCUUCAGACGUCGGGGAUGGCAUCGAUGCGCUGCCUGCAGAAGCCCCCACGCCAGUAAACUCGCCGAGCCGCUCCACGUUGCGCCAAAGCCUUCUGACAGAGACUCAGUUUCCUUCAUUACUUACUCAACCAAACGAGGGUUCAGAUCUACGUCGACCAGGCCUCUUUGGCACAAUGUCGGAGAGCGGUAUCCACUUCGGAACUUCCCCUGGAUUUGAUGGCACCGGGUCUACGAUGGUAAACACCAAGUUGAAAGACCAUGUGUUCAGUACGAUCUUGCGGCGGCUACGGAGGCGUACCGGUGGGCGACUCCGUUCGGGUGUGGCGACUGAAGACGAAGGCCAGACCGAUGAACAUAGUGAAGGUCGCAUAAAAAAGAUUACCGAUAAGGUUCGUAAGGUCCGUCGUCGGCUGAGUAUGCGGCUUGGUAGUGGUGGGGUGGAUGUCGAAGAUGAGGGAAAUGUAGAAGAUGACGAAGGCGCUGCCGACGACGAGGCUGACGACGACCUUGGGGGCGAUCACCAAGUCCCAAUACGGAGGACCCAAAGCGAUGGGAUGAUAACAAGUCCCUCGUUGCUGUCACGCGACCAACAAAAUAAAGACAUUAUGGGCAUAUUCGAGAUGGAUCUUGAUGACUCGCCGCCAGAGAGAGACACGAUUCAAUGGCAAUCUAUGGCGCCAGGGCAUGGCUUGGAGACAGAUGUCAGGCGUCGGAGUCGCUCGCGGUCGGUUGGGUUUCCCAUGUCUGGUAAAACCUUGUCACCCAUUCGGCCACUCGGUCCACACUCGCCCCUACGCUCGAAACAAUUGCGCCUUUCUCGGUCGCCUCGCCUGAAUCCCUAUCUCCAGCCACACACCAGCAGCGCACACGACUCGGAUACGGGAGUGACUCGACAGAACCACUUCAUUCUCAUGGAAGAUCUGACUGGACGCCUUAAGCGCUCCUGCGUCAUGGACCUGAAGAUGGGCACACGCCAAUAUGGAAUGGAUGCGACGCCGUUGAAGAAGAAGAGUCAACGUAAGAAGUGUGAUCGCACGACCAGUCGGUCGUUGGGUGUCAGGGUUUGCGGCAUGCAGGUUUGGAAUCAUGUGACGCAGUCAUACGCCACGCAGAACAAGUACGCUGGACGCGAGGUUCGCCCGGAGGAGUUCGCUUCCGUCUUAUCAUCUUUCUUGUUCGAUGGGGAACGGCUCUUGGCGUAUCAAAUCCCAGUCCUGCUCCAGAAGAUUUACAAUCUUGCUAAGAUUAUCCGGCGUUUGAAUGGGUACCGCUUCUAUGGGUGUAGCUUAUUGCUCAUUUACGAUGGCGACCGCGAGUCCCAGGAAGCAUUCCAGUCAUACGUUCAGGAACACCCGUCUUCGAGGAGCAAGCGUGGAGAGUCACUAGAGAGGCAGUCGUCGUCCCGCCUCAAGUCCCCCGUCGGCGACAAGGCAGAUGUACAAGGUCGUCUGCGCCGUUCGCAUAGUGAAGACCUGUUGGCAGGGCCUGUGGGAAAGCGGUCAAGCGGUCGGAGAAGGCGGGGCGAAGUGAAUGUCCGGAUUGUCGAUUUCGCCCAUACCACGACCGGUCAUGAUUGGAAACCCUAUCCACCAUCGAUGGCAAAUAAGGUCAACGGAACUAGCGAGCGGGGCAUGCCUGGUACCGAAGUGACGUCCAGCUCGAAAGGAUAUUGCGCCGAGGUCGACCCCGAAACCGGGCUUAUAUACGCGCGUUUUCCUCCACACUAUCCCGAUCAGCCCGACUGCGGCUUUCUGUUCGGACUGAAGAACCUAGCACUCGCCCUCGAACAAAUAUGGAACGAGGAGCGCAUCCGGAGAAUCAAAGCGGCGCGGGAUAAGACCGGGUUGGGUAAGGAUGAGUGGCAGUUACCGCCGUUGCCCACGGACGGUAAAGAGAUCUUCGAUGAGAUAUUUGGCACGGGUGAUGAGGAGGAUAUGGGGAUGAUAUCCACUUAG
Messenger RNA from Pleurotus ostreatus (oyster mushroom), 3906 nucleotides. RefSeq lists its product as uncharacterized. Gene Ontology annotation, cellular component: cytoplasm; nucleus. Gene Ontology annotation, molecular function: inositol hexakisphosphate kinase activity. Bases 1 to 3906 code for a protein of 1301 amino acids. The transcript is spliced from 5 exons. The record is from RefSeq and is a predicted model, not a curated record. Lineage: Eukaryota; Fungi; Basidiomycota; Agaricomycetes; Agaricales; Pleurotaceae. Gene Ontology annotation, biological process: phosphatidylinositol phosphate biosynthetic process; inositol phosphate biosynthetic process.